Messenger RNA from Linum trigynum, 3748 nucleotides. The record is from the annotation of a GenBank genome assembly. NCBI's taxonomy places the organism in Eukaryota, Viridiplantae, Streptophyta, Magnoliopsida, Malpighiales, Linaceae.
CGACCUCAGAAACAUCAUAGAUCGACCUCAGAAACAUCAUAGGUCGACCUCGGUAAGAUCAAAGACGAGAAUGAACAGGCCCAAACGCUUCAAAGCAUACGCUUAACAUUUGGAAUGCAAAAGGAAAUCGGCCGACCUCAUUAACAUCAUAGGUCGACCUCAGAUCUGGUCGACCAUGGUUAAGAUUAGGUCGACAAAUCUGACGAACAAAACAUAAGAUCCUUCAUUUUCGAGCUUUAGAUCUUUUUAAAAAUCGAAAAACGCGUACAAUUUUGAGAGCAAAACAUCAUAGGUCAACCUCAAGAACAUCACAGGUCGACCUCAGUUCAUGAAAACGAGAACGGAUCAAAUACAUACGUUUAAUAUUUGGAAUGCAAAAUAAAAUCGGUCGACCUCAGUGACAUCAUAGGUUGACCUCAGCUUCGGUUGACCAUGAUUAGGUCGACCGAAAUUUGACGAACAGAAUAGAAAAUCCCUCUUUUCCAUCUUUAGAUUUUUUUAAAAAAAUCUAAUCUACCAAUGAAGAAUAGAAAACUCGAACCAAAUGAAAGGAAGAUUGAAAUACCCACCUCGUUCUUCUUCUUAGUAGAUGAGGAUGAAAUGAAAUGGAGCUUUUGGUUCUUCUCCUAUGAGUUUUUUGAAAUUGGAGAAGAACAAGAAGAAGGAAGAGGAGAGGAAGAAUGAGUGGAUGUGGUGGGAUAGGGUUAUGAUUGUGGUGUAGAAUAAAUGGAGGAGGUUUCUUAAAUAUGGGAUUGAAGGAUAGGUUUGGGUGGAUGUUGUUAUACAAACCAGCUUGGUCGGAUGAAUUAAAUACGCGGUCGACCGCUCAAUAAAUUAGGUCGACCGUCUAUGAUCAGGUCGACCGUGUCUUUUAUGAGGUCGACUGUUUUAAUGUGUUUGUUUAUUUCAACCAACAAUCAACUAACUCAUAAAUUAUUAAGAUAAUUCGAGUAAAAAACAAUGCAAUCACAGUUACAAAAAAAAAACUCUUAAAAAACAGUAGAAGAAAUUUAAUUUUUUUUUGGACUUUUUUUCGGGCACUUAAGGCAAAAAUGACCAUAUUUCCCACAUUUCGAACACUUUAUUACGCUUUUUCCCGAUGCACUUCAUGCUGACUUGAAUGUCCCCUUGGUCUUCCCAAUUUUUGGAUCUUUCACACUUUGAAGGGGUGCUGGAUGGUUUGCAGGUGCAGUGGUGUCCGUUCUCUCCCUCGAGAACUCAAUUGCCCAUUGGGUAAGGUCAUCCAACGACUUAGAGACAUGAAUAAAAACAGCUUCACUACCACACGCGAUGUCAAACAAACGCUUACACUUUAGAGACAAUCCUCCAUGUCUUAUCAGUCGACCAACUUUCUCUCCCACAUCACCUCCAACUCUAGGAUGACGAUUUAGUGUCUUUGCAUUUUGGGUCCAUCGAAGCUUGAACCACUUGGAGGGUAGUGCGGUGUAUCCAUAUUUUUUAUUACUGUAAGCAUUUGUCUGCAUGGAAACCCCAACAACUAACAAAACAAAUUGUAUAUAAUAAUGGAAGAAAUAAGAUGGAGAGAACAGAAGAGCAGAGCAGAGAGAAAGAAGCAAGCAGCCUCUGGCUCUGUAGAGAAAGAGACUGUUUGUGGGUGGGUAUGGAAUGGGUGGGUAUUAAUAAUAAAGAGGAUGAGAGAGGGGAUCAGAGGGGUAACAAUGAAAGAGAUGCGGUGGUGGUGACGACGAAGAAAUGUAAGGCCAUCAUUAUCAUCAGCAUCUUCUUCGUCUUUAUAUCUCUGCUUCUGCUUCUACUUCCGCUGUAGCCUGCAGAUAAUUGCCAGCACAAAUAUCACUGCCCGUGAGCGGCUACGAAGGCGGCAGGGGGCAAAAUUGGGAGCUGAUUUGGUUGCGGGGAAGGGAUGUAGUGGGAGGGAGGAAGCUACCCUUUCAAUUUGUAACUAUAAUGAUUUUUCUGUAUUUUUAUUUUAAUUUAUUGUUAAAAUGAGUUGGAAAUGAUAGAAAAAUAAAAUUUAUUUUAUUUAUUAUUUUUUAAUUGUCACGUCAUUGAGUUAACGGUCAACUUUAACGGUUGACUGCUACAUCAGACAAAGUUAACGGAGUUGUACGGAGAGUGACCAAACUUGAACCAUUUAACUAAUUUGAGUGACCAAGAUUGGAUAUAAAUAUUUCCAGUAUAGGUGUCAAAACAGAACCCGACCCGAUUACCCAUACUCGCAACCCGAAGUGACUGAAAGUCAACGACCGGUAACCCGCUCGACCAGCAACCCCACUGACCCGCAUUCCGAUUAACCCGAACCCGAUUGACCCGCAACCCGAUUAAACCCGAACCAGAUUGAUCCGAACCUGACUAACCCGUAACCCGACCGACUCAACCCGAACUUCACCUAAUCCACUUGAAUAAUUAUUAUAUCAUUCAAUACAUAGUUUUUCAAAAUAAAGUUUUUCAUUCUAAACUUAGGUAAAAUUAUUUUUUCCUUUCGUAUAGGAAACUUAAAAAAUAUGAAACUCACGUGAUAUUAUGUAUUUAAGAAAAUUACAAAAAAUGAAACAUGAACGUCACUUGAUAUACAAAGCUCUUUAACAUAAUUAAAAAAUAAAUAUAAAAUAUAAAAUUAACACAAUGUCAAUAUGAAUAAUGAAGAAUUAAUAAUUUAGAUCGGUAUAAUAUUAAUAUAAUAUAUAAAUUAAUUUUUUUGUUAAUUUAACUAUUCAAUAAAAUUAUUAAUUACAUAUAAUAAAGUAAAGUAAUUUAUUUGGUAAUUUGAUGCUUUUAAAAGGAGAGAAAAUUUUUGUUGUAUUCAAUCGUGUAUAUAUAUAUAUAAAUAUAAUUGUUUAUGGAAUAAUAACUAAAUUAACCAUUAGUAACAACAAUCAUUUGUUUUACAUAUUAUUUAAUUUGUCUACUUGUUUUCUAUACUUCUACAUUUAUUGUAACUUCAACACUACUUGAUCGUUAUUUUACAAUACUUAGUAAAAUUUUGGCACAUUUAAGUUGUGUUCGUGUUGAAAUUUUAUUUCAAAAUGGGGUUAAACUUGGCAUGUUAAGUCAUACGAUUGCAAUAACUCAGUCAGGUUGCGGGUUUGAGAAUUUUGGUUAAUCGAGUUGCGGCCUUGCGGUCACUUUGGAAUGAGAAAUGAGAGGGAGGUUUGGGUGGGAACUUUGGAAUGGAAAAUUUAUGGGCGGGUGAAUAUGAGCCAACAAUUAUACUAAACUUGAUAAGUAAUCUUUGACGGUUCGUUGUUUAUGGUAUAAAGUAUAUGCUUAGGGUAUAGGGUAUAAGGUAGAGAUGGUUUAGAGUGUAUAUGGUUAGUGUAUAAUGUAUUGAUGAUUUUGACAGUUCUAAGUUUUUUAUUAACAUAUGUUCACUUGAAGUCAUUUGAAGCCUUUAACGGCAGGAGAUCCCUUUUUAAUUUAUGUUUAUGGUACGUGGUUAGAGUACAUGGUAUAUGGUGUAGAGUAUAGGAUAUAUGGUUAGAGUAUAGCAAUUAGCAAAUAUCACUUUUUUAUCUAUGUUUUGAAAAUCAAAGUAUGAAUUUCACAUUUAAAUUAACUAUACUAGCAAAAUCACAACUCAUAAGGAUAUAUGGUCAGGGUAUAGGGUAUGUUGGUAGUGUAUAAUGUAUUGAUGGUUUAGAGUAUAUGAUCAACAACAUACACUAACUUAAUAUUGUCGAUUGAGGGUAAGGCUAAGUGUAUAGGAUAUAUGUUAUUGAGUAAGUUAUGAUUGAAGUCACAACAAUUUUACUAAAUUUGAUAGUUAAUC